AUGACGACGAUCAUCGAUUCUCCUGCAUCGGACUGGAGCCCUCCGCAUUCUUCCGAGGAGGCAUCGGACUGGGAUUCACAAGACAGCUACUCAGAUAACCGCGUAGAAGACGAAGACUGGGAGCGCGCCGAGGGAGAUUUUACCAAACAAUUCAACCGACUACGACAACAUGUUGCCGUUCGCGCUGGGACUGCACUGGGAUCAUCGUCAGCUUUGAAUAAGAACACCUCUGUUGCACCAGUUCCUGCGAUUAACCACCCGGCGGUUAAUGCAAAAACAACAGCAUCUAGGGAACGGACAACAGAUCAACUUGCCGCUCUCGCGAAAUUUUCAUCCAAGAUCUCCAAAAUCGAUGUGCCAUACUCUGUUGGCGUCGGAGUCAACCGCAAAGGCCCCAGUGCUCAUGCAAAUAUGAAGGACAAGGCGGAUCGUGCGACAACAGAACAAGUCCUUGACCCACGCACACGAGUUAUUUUACUCAAAAUGGUGGGCCGGGGGUUGAUAGACGAAGUCAAUGGAUGCGUCAGCACUGGAAAAGAGGCUAAUGUCUACCACGCACUUACGCCUACGCAAUCACAUCUCGCUCUCAAGAUCUACAAAACCUCUAUUCUUGUCUUCAAAGAUCGCGACAAGUAUGUCUCUGGCGAGCACCGAUUCCGUCGUGGUUAUUCGCGCCACAAUCCCCGUAAAAUGGUCAGAGUCUGGGCCGAAAAAGAAAUGCGUAAUCUCAAGCGACUUCGUGCAGCUGGGCUACGCGCACCAGAACCAUUAGAAGUUCGAGAGAAUGUCCUUGUCAUGUCGUUCCUUGGUGAUCAAGAAGGGUGGGCGUCUCCCCGACUUAAAGACGCCGUCAUUCCCGAAGAACAGACAGCGAUGCUUUACGAGGAAAUGUUGAUCACAGUCCGCACCCUGUUCCAUCGGUGCCGUCUCGUGCACGCCGACCUUUCAGAGUAUAAUGUGCUCUUUCACGACCACCACCUAUAUAUCAUCGACGUCUCCCAAAGUGUCGAACACGAUCACCCUUCAGCAUUCGACUUUCUGCGCAACGAUCUAAAAAACGUGGAAGAUUUCUUCUCCAGAAGAGGAGUCAAGUGUCUAGGACUACGGCGGUCUUUUGAGUUUGUCACUCGAGAGGUAUUGCCUGAGCUGGAUGGGACCGAGUCAUUGGACGAUGUUCAAGAACUAGUGGCCGACUUGGGCGAUUCUGAUCUGCCACCAGUCAAGUCCAAUGCCUCUGAUGCACGGCACGCGACAUUCAUCUUGCGACGAUGGCUUUCAGAAUCACCUCCGCAACUCGAUGAAUCAUUAACUCCCGACCAAGACGCCUCGCAAGAAGACGCAGUCUUCUUCAGAUCACACAUUACCCGUUCUCUGAACGAAGUAUUUGAUCCAGAACGCGAUGCUGCUGCUGUUGCCCGCGGAGAGAACAGAGGACUUGUAUAUGCUGACGCUUUGGGUCUUGUACCGCGGGAUGACUUGAAGGCAAGCAACGUCGAAGUCAUAGAGGAAGCCGAUACCGAAUUCGAUGAUGAUGAUGAUGAUGAUGAGAGCGAAGGAGCUGCUGAAGACACUGGAGAUGGAUUUGAGGCGCGGCGGCCACGAGGACAUCGACAUGAAGAUCGUGAUGAAAAGAAGGAGCGGAAGAAGGCGGUCAAAGCAGAGGCAAAGGAGCGUCGGAAGCACAAAAUGCCCAAAGCGGAGAAAAAACGAGCAAUGAAGAAAGGCAAGUAG
Molecule: messenger RNA, 1731 nt
Organism: Mycena indigotica
Lineage: Eukaryota; Fungi; Basidiomycota; Agaricomycetes; Agaricales; Mycenaceae
Product: Serine/threonine-protein kinase RIO1
Exons: 3
Coding region: 1-1731 (576 amino acids)
Biological process (GO): maturation of SSU-rRNA
Cellular component (GO): preribosome, small subunit precursor; cytosol
Molecular function (GO): protein serine/threonine kinase activity; ATP binding
Source: RefSeq, a predicted model, not a curated record